Molecule: messenger RNA, 1302 nt
Organism: Bathycoccus prasinos
Lineage: Eukaryota; Viridiplantae; Chlorophyta; Mamiellophyceae; Mamiellales; Bathycoccaceae
Exons: 1
Coding region: 1-1302 (433 amino acids)
Source: RefSeq, a predicted model, not a curated record
AUGGAAGAGAAAUAUCAUCAUCACCAACGUUCGUUGAACGGAACGACGUUUUACUUUCUGAACGACGAGAAUGACUUGAGUGACAUCAGAACAGAACUAGAACGGUUAGACGCAACGUGUUUACAACCUCCUCGCGACACUCACAAGAACGUAAACAUAACGCACGUCGUGGCUGAUUACAUAGACGAUUGGGACGACUCGUGGGAGAGCGCACGGGAACGAAUCGAAAAUUUUAGCACAACCACCACCACCACCACCACCACCACAACAACAACAACAACAACAACAACAACCAAAGAACCUUUCGUCGUUUCCGACUGGUACGUGAGCGCGUGCAUUCAGCGACAGCAGCUGGUUCCGUUAACAUCUACAUCGUUGUUGUUUUACGCACCUCGACGAUUUUGGGAAACGCUGCUGAGUGGAUUUGUAUUCGCCCUCGAUCCGAGAACUAAAUUUGAUGACCAAGAAGAACGAUUCGAAAUUAAUAAACUCGUCACGACGUUGGGCGCAAACCCUCACGAUCUCGAACCUCCUGGCACGCCUUUCACGCACCUCGUCGGUCGAAGCAACGUUGAGUUUAGUGGUGUUUCAGUACCGACAACGUACACGUGUGUCACGCGCGAAUGGUUGGAAGAGUGUUGUCGUCAAGGACGAGUGGUUCCCGCGCCGGCGAAGAAAGAAGAGACGACGCGUCCGCCUUUGCAACGAAUCAAUACGUUAUUGAUUGUUGAUGAUGACAACAAAAACAAAAACAAAAGCACAACAAACAAGAAAAAGCAAAGGAAAGUAAAGGUGGUGUCGACGACGACGACGACGACGACGCACGAAGAGAACGAAAAGAACGAAGAGAAUAAAGAGAACGAAGAGAAUAAAGAAAUCAAAGAAAACAAGGAAAAGGAAGAAGACUCGUUCAGCUCGUUCAACGGAGCGUCUUCUUUAUCCGAGUUCAUGGAAAGUAUGGAUAAACGCGCCGCGGCGUUAUCAGAAAGCAAGAGUGGCAACGUCCUACCACGCAAAAAAAGAAACACGGCGAGUGAGUACGUCAAGAACUGGAAACAAGUACAUGCGUACAUCAAGUCCUUCGUCAACCACCAAACCAAUCUCUACGCAAUCGCAGAGCAAAGAUUAGUCAAAGUUUCGCAAACCGAUGCGACGAAAGAGUACCCGUUGGAACACGAUAAAAAAUACAAGCACAAGUGGAAGACUGAGUUGUGCAAGUUAAAGCAAUAUUUGGAUCAAAACGACAACGCCACCGCGAAUAAAAUCAAAGCGAUUUGGUCGCUCGAAUCUUCUUUGCGAUGA